This is a messenger RNA of Helianthus annuus (common sunflower), 2599 nucleotides long. RefSeq names its product HIPL1 protein. NCBI's taxonomy places the organism in Eukaryota, Viridiplantae, Streptophyta, Magnoliopsida, Asterales, Asteraceae. The coding region runs from base 368 to 2428 and encodes 686 amino acids. The transcript is spliced from 7 exons. The record is from RefSeq and is a predicted model, not a curated record.
AAGAUCUUUCAGAAACACUAAUCCUUUGUUUUUUCACACUUCCCAUUGUUUCAAGCUAUCACCUCUUUUAUAAGAACCGAUAUGUAUUUAUGACAAAAAUUAAAUGAUAAACAAUGGUCAAAAAGACAAACAAAGAAACUUUGCAACCAUACCAACUACCAGACAUGAAGUUUAAUCUAGAAUCAAUUGCAAAGUCAACUAUGAACACUCCCUGCAUGAUUCAACUUUUGAUGCCAUCACCAUCACCCUCACAUCUUUAUCUUUCUGUUUUCAUUGGUCAAAAGUCAAAUGGCUCAUCAGGGUUCCAUGAACAAGAUAAAUUAAGAAGCUUUUUGUUUCUAUUAUAGCUGCAAGCUCAUUUCAUGAUAUGAUGAAGAUGAACAUCUUAUUAUUAUUAUCUCUAACAUUGUUUCUGCUUCUCAUUAGUCCUGCUCUUUCACUUCCAUUGUGUACAGAUUUAAGUGCACCAGUUACACACAAGACUCCUCUGACUUUCUGUAAUUACAAUGGCAGUUCAUGCUGCGAUUCUACCGAUGACUCGAAUAUUCGGAAGCAGUUUGAAUCCAUGAAUGUAUCUCAACCUGCCUGUGCUUCUGUUCUCAAAUCCAUCCUCUGUUCGAGAUGUGAUCCAUUCUCAGCAGAACUGUUUACAAUCAAAACCGUUGCCAGACAAGUUCCUGUUCUAUGCAACUCAACAGUUUCAUCAACCAACAAUUAUUGUGAAACAGUAUGGGAUACAUGUCAAAAUGUAUCCAUAACAAAUUCACCAUUCUCACCAUCAUCACAAGGUGAAGCUCCCACACCAACAAACUCCAGCAACAAACUCACUGACAUCUGGCAAUCAAGAUCCGAUUUCUGUAACAUAAUUGGCGGACCAUCCGUCAACAAUUCCGUUUGUUUCGAUGGCAAGAAAGUCAGCCUAAACAUCACUACAAACAGCACAAAAUCUCCCCCAACCGGCAUGUGUUUGGAAAAGAUAGCCAAUGGCUCUUAUCUUGACAUGGUGGCUCAUACAGAUGGUUCAAACCGCGCGUUUUUCUCCAACCAGAAAGGUCAAGUCUGGUUGGCAACGAUUCCUGAAGUCGGGUCAGGACGCGGGUUGGAACUUGAUGAGUCCAACCCGUUUCUUGAUUUGACUGAUCAGGUUCAUUUUGAUACUCAGUUCGGGUUGAUGUCCAUCGCUUUGCACCCUAACUUUGCACAAAACGGGCGGUUUUUCGCCUCGUUUAAUUGUGAUAAGACGCGAACACCAAGUUGUGCUGGAAGGUGUGCUUGUAAUUCGGAUGUGAAUUGUGAUCCUUCGAAGCUGACUUCGGAUAGUGCAGCUCAGCCGUGCCAGUAUCAAAGUGUCGUGGCGGAAUACUCGGCUAAUGUUUCGUCAUCCUCUCGGGCAUCUAUCAUUCCAACGGCUUCGCCGGUGGAAGUGAGGAGGAUAUUGACAAUGGGGCUUCCGUUCACGUCUCACCACGCCGGGCAGAUUCUUUUUGGACCGAACGAUGGGUACUUGUAUUUCAUGAUGGGGGAUGGUGGUGGAGGUGAUCCGUACAAUUUUGCACAGAACAAGAAGUCUUUGCUUGGCAAGAUUAUGAGAUUUGACGUCGAUAACAUACCCAGUGAAUCAGAAGUCACUCGUCUUGGACUAUGGGGAAACUAUUCUAUCCCGAGUGACAAUCCGUAUAUCGAAGAUAAAGAUUUACAGCCAGAAAUCUGGGCCUUAGGAUUACAGAACCCGUGGCGUUGCAGCUUUGACUCAGAAAGACCAUCGUAUUUCAUGUGCGGAGAUGUAGGCCAGAAUGACUAUGAAGAAGUGGAUAUAAUAACAAAAAACGGGAAUUACGGGUGGCGUGUUUAUGAAGGAACCACCAUUUACACUCCCGAAAAAAGUCCUGGUGGAAACACAUCUAUAAGCUCCAUAAAUCCUAUUUUCUCAGUAAUGGGAUACAAACAUAAAGAUAUAAACAAGAAUGAAGGUUCGGCUUCAAUCACCGGCGGGUUCUUUUAUCGGUCCACAACCGAUCCGUGUUUAUACGGGAGUUACUUGUAUGGAGAUCUAUACGCGCAUAACUUGUGGGCCGGGGUAGAAACACCUGAAAAUAGCGGGAAUUUUACGACGAGUAAUGUUACUUUCGGUUGUGCUAAGGAUUCUCCUGUACCGUGUGAUCUUGUACCAGGGAGUGAGCUUCCUACAUUGGGUUACCUUUUUUCGUAUGGUCAAGAUAAUAACAAGGAUGUAUAUUUGUUAUCUUCUAGUGGUGUGUAUCGGAUUGUUCCUCCAAGCCGUUGUGGGUACACAUGCGCAUAUGAAAGUAGGACCGAGGGCUCGACCCCAGCUCCAACUUCACCUCGUGGUUCGAGUUCAAACAUGUUGAAGGGUUCAUGCAAGAGUUUGUUGUUGCUUCUCUUGCUUUUCAUUGGGUUGAGCUACUAGGCUCCAUGACAUCUUACUCUUGUAUUAUUGUAUUAUCAAGUAAAUUGCCAUCAAAUUUUCCUAAGUAUUAUAUUUCUGUAAUCUUAUGGACCACAAUUAUUGUCCCCACUUACUGUUGAGUGUUAAUGUCUGAAAGUGAUUUAUAAAUAUUUAUUUUCCUUUUGAAUGAAA